This is a messenger RNA of Meloidogyne enterolobii, 366 nucleotides long. The record is from the annotation of a GenBank genome assembly. Lineage: Eukaryota; Metazoa; Nematoda; Chromadorea; Rhabditida; Meloidogynidae.
AUGCAGAUUUUUGUCAAGACUUUAACCGGAAAGACUAUUACGCUUGAAGUUGAGGCGUCUGACACGAUUGAAAAUGUUAAGGCCAAGAUUCAAGAUAAGGAGGGCAUUCCGCCGGAUCAACAGCGUUUGAUCUUUGCCGGUAAACAAUUGGAGGAUGGACGCACUUUGGCUGAUUAUAAUAUCCAAAAGGAGUCUACACUUCAUUUAGUUCUCCGUCUUCGUGGUGGAAUUAUUGAACCGUCUCUUCGUCAAUUGGCCUCCAAAUAUAACUGCGAGAAGCAAAUCUGCCGGUUUAUUUUUUGUUUUUUGACGGGCACUAUUACCUUUAUAUUUCCUAUAAUUUCAACGAUUCUGAUAAGAAACUAG